AUGUCAUCUGUAGCAGUCGUUACAGCACAGGCCAUUCAAGGGCCUGUGCUCGCUGGUCUCUUCCUCAACUUGACCUUGCUCGGCAUCUCGAUCACCCAGACCUACUUCUUCUUCAACGCAAAUACCAAGGAUAAGCCAUGGGUCAAGAAGUUCAUCAUCUUCCUGUUCUUCAUGGACGUUGUGAACUCAGUCUUUGACAUGAUAUACGUGUACGACGCUCUGGUCAACCACAACGGAGACGUCGUUGCAAUGUCAUCGGCUACAUGGAGUUUCGCUACUGACCCCAUGUGCACGGGUAUCAUCGGUGGUGUUGUCCAGGUCUUCUUCGGCUGGCGUGUCAAGGUCUUGACCGGCAGUAACAUCGCUGCUGCGAUCAUUUGGUUCUUCGGCGUCGUCCAGUGCUUGGCUGGUAUUGGCACUGGUAUCGCUGUCAUCAUCGUCCCCGAGUUCUUGCACUUCCAGUCGUUCACCCCCAUCACUUGCGUAUGGCUCGCCGGCUCUGCCGUCUGCGACGUCUCAAUCACGCUCAUGCUUGUCUUCUACCUGCGCAAGCACAAGACGGGUUACCAGUACACCGAUGACAUCGUCGACCGUAUCAUCCGCCUCACCGUUCAGACCGGUAUGAUUACCAGUAUUGUGGCAAUCAUCGACAUGGUUCUGUAUCUCACCAGCCCCAAGGCUUACCAUCUUACAUUCAACUUCAUGCUCGCGAAGCUGUACACGAACUCGCUCUUGAGUUCUCUCAACGCCCGCAAGGGAUGGGCAUACUCGACUGGAUCCCAGCCAUCACGGGAGAUGCCCUCUCGCUCAGGGGGCGUGUCGUCAGGUCGUCGUCCCGGCGAGGUCAUCAACCUUAGCCAGCUUGGCAACGCCCACACGCGUCCGCAGGUCUUCGUCGCGGUCGAGUCUCACCAGGUUGUGGACGACCCGCACGCGUAUGACAAGAAGGAAGUCGACUUCAACCAAAGCUUCGUGCCAGAGGUGCACGCUUCGUAG
Messenger RNA from Peniophora sp. CBMAI 1063, 996 nucleotides. The record is from the annotation of a GenBank genome assembly. Lineage: Eukaryota; Fungi; Basidiomycota; Agaricomycetes; Russulales; Peniophoraceae.